This is a messenger RNA of Cornus florida, 1941 nucleotides long. RefSeq lists its product as uncharacterized. Lineage: Eukaryota; Viridiplantae; Streptophyta; Magnoliopsida; Cornales; Cornaceae. The record is from RefSeq and is a predicted model, not a curated record. Gene Ontology annotation, biological process: protein methylation. The coding region runs from base 252 to 1328 and encodes 358 amino acids. Gene Ontology annotation, molecular function: protein methyltransferase activity. The transcript has 9 exons. Gene Ontology annotation, cellular component: nucleus.
UUGGAUUCAAUGCACCAUUGGAACAAAAUUGCUAAAAUAUAAUAUUUUAACUUAUAGAUUUGGCAGCAUGAAAUGACAUUAAGCAUGGAGAUGCUAACAUUCCUAAAAAAAAAAAAAAAAAGGCACUAGAGCACUCUAUUUUUCUUCAAAAUCGACCGUGAGACUAGUAAAGAACACACACUACAACGGUGGCUCCCUCUUAUUUUAGUUUUGAUUCCGUUAACAUUUUAGGGCUCGUUCUCUUUGCUCCUAUGGAAUACAAAGACGGUUUGCCAUCGCCGCCGCUUCCACCGUCGCCGGAGAUAGCGACACCGCCGGAGGGCGGUGAUGUGGAGGAGGACCACGUGAUGAGCGAGGUUCACCUGGGCUGUCCGCCCAACUUCUCUGGACCUCACAUAUCUCCCUUCACCUUCUCACUUCCACCUACUUUAGAAGUUGAACCCUUGGAGAGCAGAUAUAAUGGUGUAGUUAGGCAUGAAGUGACUUCAAAAGACCAAAGUUUUAGCUUGGAUGAAGAUGGUGAUCUUGUUCUAUCUCGACGCAUCAAACAAUCUAAGGAUACUUGUGUUUUGAGCAUCCAGCAUAAUAUCACUUCAUCAAUUCCAGGUGUUGGUUUGCAGGUGUGGAGAGCAGAAUUGAUACUAGCUGAUUUUGUGUUGCAUAAGAUGUUUACAUCAUCUGAGUUUGAUGGAAUUGUUGCGAUAGAACUUGGUGCUGGUACAGGGUUGGUUGGUAUAUUGCUUGCACGUGCUGCUAAAACCAUCUUCCUAACAGACUAUGGUGAUGAAGUACUUGACAACUGUGCUAAGAAUGUUCAUCUCAAUUCUGGAAUAUUCCACUGCAAAGCUUCAGUUUAUGUACGUGAACUUGAUUGGAAGAGUACCUGGCCCCCUAAAGUUGUAGAAAAUUAUUUAUCCCGAAGAAGGUAUGGUUGGACCUCAUCUGAAGUUGAAGAACUCCAGAGAGCUACUCUGAUUGUAGCUGCUGAUGUAAUUUAUAGCGAUGAUUUGACUGAUGCAUUCUUCAGUACUCUAGAAAGAUUAAUGUCCCAAGGUCCUGAAAAGGUGUUGUACUUGGCACUGGAAAAGCGUUACAACUUCACUCUUGAUGAUCUCAAUGUUGUCGCAAAUGGGUAUUCACUCUUCCGAAGUUACCUUAGGGUUGAUGGAGUGGAUGAUGCAGAAUAUGACGGCCUUGAAAGUGGAUCACGACCUUGCUUUGUGGGUAAGCGCAUUGAUCAUACCCAGAUUCCACAAUAUGUGAGAGAGUAUGUCAGAGGGAAUGAUGUUGAAAUUUGGCAGAUCAAGUCUGGGAAGAGGAAACCCUAAAUUAAAGUCUUAUGUAAUCUUCUGUAACAUGCUGAUUUGUUAUAUGUAAAUCUUCUGCUUGCAAAAAUUCUUCCAUUUGGUACUUGGCGCCGGUUUGGAAUGACUUUUCAAACGCGGAUUUUGGCUUUUUGGGCUUAAAAGCUGUUUUGAGUUGUGUUUGGCUAGUUUAUUUGAAAGGGCUUUUUGUUUUAGUGGGUGGGUACUAGCUUCUUCAAAACGUUCAUGGGAAGCUGUUGUCCUUCAGUAAGAACUUUCAUAAUUUCAUUUUUCUCCCUUGCCUUUCCGAGUGAUCUUUCCUGGAACCCACUUUGUCUCUCUUAAUCCAUAGACCUCCUCUUACACAAUGGAGUAGUCGCACCUUGCUCAGGUUAGGGUUUGUUCUUCUUCUUUACUCUCUCUCUCUAUCCAUAAAUCUUAAUCUUCUCUACCUUCUGCUUCUCCCUCAAUUUCCUCCUCAGGUUUUUGGCUUUCUUAUUUAUGUGUAUUAAUGGUUUUGCCCCUUGAAUUUCUUUUAAACUCACAUUCAAAUCGUCAAUCCGGGUCUUUUUUUAGUAAGAUCUAUUUUAUAUUUAAAUUUCAGAACAUUACUUGGAUGUUUUGCCUCUUGAACUUC